Messenger RNA from Ustilago hordei, 1539 nucleotides. RefSeq lists its product as uncharacterized. Gene Ontology annotation, molecular function: protein binding. The transcript has a single exon. The record is from RefSeq and is a predicted model, not a curated record. Lineage: Eukaryota; Fungi; Basidiomycota; Ustilaginomycetes; Ustilaginales; Ustilaginaceae. The coding region runs from base 1 to 1539 and encodes 512 amino acids.
AUGUCGGCCUAUCCGGGAGCCCUUGAGCUUGUCUGGAUCAAUGCUUCACCCAUAGGUCCGACCAAGGAUGACCAUAUCGAUCCACAAAUGUAUCAAGUCAUCCGUGUCCCGUGCAAUGUCAGCAAGACAAUCUCUCGUUCUUCCGCAAUUGACCCGGCCACACUUGUGAACGACUUGUCUGACAAGAUCCUCUUCCCCCUGGCCAAAGUUGUUUCCCGCGAGCAUGCAAGGAUCGAAUGGGUGAAAGGGGAGCCCGUCAUCAAGAACCUCGGAUCGACUCAUGGCACCUAUGUCGCUAAGCGCCGUGCAACUUUCCUUUCCUCAGGACAAGUGGUCGACGGAAUCACUCAAGCUCCCUUUAGGUCGGUCGAAGGUGUUUACACCCUCGUUCCAGGCGAUCUAAUCGAGUUCGGCAAGCCCUGCAACCGCACGGACGCUCAGCAUCAUCCGGUCCGUUGCUACGUACGCUUUGCUCCGGGCAAACCUAUAUCCACCUCGGCGCAGUCGAGUACCUACCCUCAGGUUUUGGCAGCCGCGCAAAAGCAGGCAAGGCGCUACAGCCUUCUCGAUGACAGCCUCGAUUCUGAAUCUGACAUAGUCAGUAUCGAUGAAGCUACUUUCACGACCAUCCCAUCGAGGCUCUCUUCACAACUCACCAAGACCUCUCCCGCACCUGCCGGCCCCGUCGCCAUCUAUCCGACCCAGGCUACCAUCGUUGAUCUCUCUGGCGAUGACGACGAUGAGGAUAUCCAAAGCGCCAGACCUGCCGCCUCAGACUUUGAUUCGGAGGACGGUGGAGAUCGCAUGAAGGAACACGGUGUUAGUGUCAGUGAGUCGGAGAACUCGCUCGAUUCGCUCGACUUGCCGCACGUGCUUUGGCGCCAGCUUGAUCAGGAGCUUGCUGACGUGCCGGCCGCGCCUUCUCAUGUUGCGCAGGAAGUCUGUUCGCCUGCAACGAGCGACGGCAUCGCCUCAGCUUCAUCUGCUGGCGAGGCCCACAACGAGGAGCCCAUUGAAAAGGCAGCUAUCGCGGAUCGGGCAGUUUCGAGCAGCGAGCCUAUUUCGUCCACCGUUGACGAUGGCGACAAAACUCCAGCAUCUCUGCUUUCGACCCCAGCUCCCGAGUCGCUCCCUACGGAGCCCAUUCAGGCUGUCGUCACAGCCGAAAAGGAGGAGGGUGAGCUCCACAUGCCGCUCAAGCGCAAGAUGAUGUUGAUCGACUCCGAUGACGAGGAAGGAGAGGGGUCUGUAUUCAGCUCGCAGGCUUCGUCACUCUCUUCCAUGUCUUCGACGCUGUGCACUUCUGACUCCGGCUCCCCCUCGCCUAGCAAGAAGAGGCGCACAACGGUUCGUCACGAUAAAGAAAGGCGUCGUCCGGCAGAGUCCAUCUCCCGCCGUCCCAGUAUCAAGACGCUCAUCACCAAGGCAGUCUACACCACGAGCCUGCUUUCCAUCGGAUUUCUAGGCGGAUCGUUCUUCACAUUCAAGAGCAUGCUGAACGCCGCUGCUGCUGCAAAUGCUCCUGGCUCGGGCAAGUAG